Molecule: messenger RNA, 1665 nt
Organism: Dictyostelium purpureum
Lineage: Eukaryota; Evosea; Eumycetozoa; Dictyosteliales; Dictyosteliaceae
Product: asparagine synthetase
Exons: 2
Coding region: 1-1665 (554 amino acids)
Cellular component (GO): cytosol
Molecular function (GO): asparagine synthase (glutamine-hydrolyzing) activity
Source: RefSeq, a predicted model, not a curated record
AUGUGCGGUAUUUUAGCAAUUUUAAACUCAUUAGAAGAUCCAAGCAAAUUAAGAAAGAAAGCUCUUUCAUUAUCAUCAAGACUUAGACAUAGAGGCCCAGAUUGGAACGGUAUUUUCCAAACUAAAGACUCAGUUCUUACCCACGAACGUUUAGCUAUUGUUGGUUUAGAAAACGGUGCUCAACCAUUAUUAAACGAAGAUGAAACUAUUGCCCUUACUGUCAACGGUGAAAUUUAUAACCACGAACAAUUAAGAGAAGAAUUAAUUGCCACCGGUAAACACACAUUCAAAACCCACAGUGAUUGUGAACCAAUUUUACAUCUCUAUGAAGAUAAAGGUGAUGAUUUUGUACAUUUACUCAACGGUGAUUUUGCUUUUGUUGUCUAUGAUUCAAAAGCUAACACUUUUUUAGCUGCUCGUGAUCCAAUUGGUGUUGUUCCAUUAUAUAUUGGUUGGAGCAAAGAUGGUGCUGUUUGGUUUGCAUCAGAAAUGAAAGCAUUAAAAGAUGAUUGUUAUAGAUUCGAAGCUUUUCCACCAGGUUUCUAUUAUUCAAGCAAAACUAAAGAAUUUGUUAGAUAUUAUAAACCAGAUUGGAUUAUGGGUGCUGAGCCACAACCAAGCACUGAAGAACAAGUACUUCCAUUAAUUAAAGAUGCUUUUGAAAAAGCUGUUGUCUCUAGAAUGAUGAGUGAUGUCCCAUAUGGUGUUUUAUUAUCAGGUGGUUUAGAUUCUUCAUUAGUUGCAAGUAUUGUUAGCAGACACGCCGAAAAAAGAAUUGAAGAUCACGAACAAUCACGUGCUUGGUGGCCAAGAAUUCACUCAUUCUGUAUUGGUUUAAAGGAUGCCCCAGAUCUUAAAGCUGCUCGUGAAGUUGCUAGCUUCCUUGGUACUGUUCACCACGAAUAUAACUUUACCGUUCAAGAAGGUAUUGAUGCUCUUUCUGAUGUUAUUAAACAUUUAGAAACCUACGAUGUCACUACAAUUAGAGCUUCAACUCCAAUGUACUUUUUAUCAAGAAAAAUUAAAGCUAUGGGUGUAAAGAUGGUUUUAUCAGGUGAGGGUUCAGAUGAAAUCUUUGGUGGUUAUUUAUACUUCCACAACGCUCCAGAUGCCAAUGAAUUCCACAGCGAAUGUGUUCGUCGUAUUAAAGCUCUUCAUUCAUUCGAUUGUCUUAGAGCCAACAAAUCAACUGCUGCUUGGGGUGUUGAAGUACGUGUUCCAUUCUUAGAUCAAGGUUUCCUCCAAACUGCUAUGUCUGUUUCACCAACUCAUAAAGUUUGUACCGAUGCUGAAGGUAAAAAGAGAAUGGAAAAAUACAUUUUAAGAAAGGCAUUCGAAAGCAAGGAAAAACCAUAUUUACCAGAUUCAGUUUUAUGGCGUCAAAAAGAACAAUUUUCAGAUGGUGUUGGUUAUAGCUGGAUUGAUGGAUUAAAGGAAUAUGCUGAAUCUGAAAUUACAAAUGAAGAAUUUGCUAAAAGGGAAACUUAUUUCCCAGAUGAUACCCCAGAUACUAAAGAAGCUUUCCUCUACCGUAGAUUAUUCGAACAACUCUUCCCAGGAAAAGAAUGUAGAGAAACUGUUCAACAUUGGGUUCCAAAAUGGAGUACUUCUACCGAUGCCAGUGGUAGAGCUCAAAAAAUCCAUGAUCAACAUAAAGAUAUUUAA